ACUAUGGCUGCAAAAGUUUUAUUAAAUCAAUUAACAAAAAUUGCCAGAUUUAAUGGAUUCACUGCAACGAAAUUUCUUUCAAAAAGGACAUGUCUACCAACAGCCACCAAGAGUGACAAUUGUGCUAGUUUUGUUAAACAAUACUGCUCGGUUAUCAAUAAUAUUCCCAUAGUUUCUUAUGAAGAAGUAAAACAACUAAAAAAGCAUCCUGAAAUACUUUUAAUCGAUGUUAGAGAGCCCAACGAAUUGCUAGAGACAGGUGAAAUACCCACCAGUAUUAAUAUACCCCUAGGACAAGUGGCCGAAGAAUUGUCAGAAAAUGUGGACAAGGGUGCUUUUAAAGCAAAGUAUGGCAGGGAUAAGCCCGAUAAGAAUACUGAAAUAAUAUUCCACUGCAAGAUUGGUAAAAGAUCUCAAAAUGCUGCAGAACUGGCCAGAAGUUUAGGCUAUAAAAAUACCAAAAAUUAUUUGGGUUCCUGGACCGAAUGGGCUGAAAAGGAAGGUUUAGCUAAGUAAUGGCUCAGUGAAAUUUUUAACAAAUAAAAUAUUUAUAAACUAAUUUUAAUAAAUUUCUUAUGAUUUUUUGAAAAACAAAAA
This is a messenger RNA of Calliphora vicina (urban bluebottle blowfly), 597 nucleotides long. Its product is annotated as rhodanese domain-containing protein CG4456-like. The record is from RefSeq and is a predicted model, not a curated record. The coding region runs from base 4 to 516 and encodes 170 amino acids. NCBI's taxonomy places the organism in Eukaryota, Metazoa, Arthropoda, Insecta, Diptera, Calliphoridae. The transcript has a single exon.